Lagopus muta (rock ptarmigan) is the source of this 5822-nucleotide messenger RNA. RefSeq names its product dynein 2 intermediate chain 1 (gene DYNC2I1). Lineage: Eukaryota; Metazoa; Chordata; Aves; Galliformes; Phasianidae. Gene Ontology annotation, molecular function: dynein light chain binding; dynein heavy chain binding. Gene Ontology annotation, cellular component: cytoplasmic dynein complex. The record is from RefSeq and is a predicted model, not a curated record. The coding region runs from base 264 to 3347 and encodes 1027 amino acids. The transcript has 24 exons. Gene Ontology annotation, biological process: intraciliary transport.
CGGAGCAGCGUAGGGCCGAGCCUCCCCCGGACCCGAGGAAACCCAGCGCGGGGACGAACACCGCCCGCCGCCGCAGCUCUGGCGCCCACGCGCCGCUCCCGCCCCUCCGAGCACCGCCAUCCCCGUUCCCACAACCCCGCGCGGCGCUGCCCGGCCGGGCGCUCGCCCGCCACUCGUUGCUAAGCAGGCCCGGACGCGGCCACCGCGCCUUCGUGCUCUCCCGGAGGCGGCCGGUGGCGUAGGGUGGGACGUGCCGCCCCGCCAUGGAGGGCGAUAAGAGAAGAACCAGAGAAGAUACUUGGAAAUCAGAAGAACUUAGGAAACAUCUUUGGGCAUCGCAGUUAGAGAGUCAAAAUGAAGACAGAAAGCACAGAGAAAAGAAACUGCAGAAAGAGAAGGUUGGUCAUGAUGUAGGCACUCAUAAAGAUGAACGCAAAGAAAGAGGGAAGAGCAAGGAAAGAACAAGAGAGAGACUGAGAUCUGUUAAAAGAGACAGGGAUAAAAUGAGAGAAAGGGGAAAAGAACACCGCAGAGAUCAAGACAGAGAGAGACAUCAAGAUAAGCUUAAAGAGUCAAGUUUAGAGAAGGAAAGAUACAGUGUACCGAAAGAUAAAGACAGGGAGAGCAAUAGAGAACGUGAUAAAAUGCAUAAAAGACAUGAGAUAAAGCAACCAGAUAUGCAUAAUGAUCUGAAAUCAUUUGAAGGAAGAGAUAAAGGACAUCACAGAAGAAGAGAAAAAAGCAGGCAUCGUUUGGAAGAGGAAAAAACAAGAGGUGAAGAGCGAGAAAGGAGACAUACAGGGAAGAAGGAUAAUAAUACGAAAACCAGCAUUGACGCGUUUUUAGCAGACAGAUGUGGAGGAGGUGAACAUGGACACAAGUUACAGAAAGAUGAAGAACUGAAUAAAGAAGAAAAGAAGAGAUACAGGGAAAAAAUAGAACAUUCCAUCAGGCCAGGAAAAGACAGACUUUCAAAAGAGAGAAGUCAUAAAUCUUACAAAAAAGAAGAGGAAGAACGACAUAAGUCAAAGAGAUCUGUGGAGGAACAUCCCCAUGGACACAGAGGACGACCAGCAGAAGAUAGGAAGAGAGUAAAAAGUGGGGAAAAUGAAAGAAAGAAGCUCGAUCUUAGGAAGAGUGAACACAAAACAGAGGAGGAGAAUCAAGGAGAAGAAAUGAGCCAUGAGCAUAUAAGUAGGACUGGAAAAGAUAAGGGAAAAAUCAGUGAAAAAGAGAAAAGAGAUGCAAGUCAAGAGGAGGUCAAAGGUACACACAUCUGUCAUUCAGACCCAGAGCUGGGUAACUUUUCAGCAGAUUACGAAGAUGAUUUUGAAGAUUAUGAAGAUGAUUUUGAUGAUUAUGAUGAAGACAAAAGCGAAGAAGGCGAUACUGAAGACAAACUAAGAGAGAUUCAUUUUUCCAAGCCAUCAGAAAUUGAAGAAAUUCAAAGAGCAAUUAAUGCAGAAAAUGAUAGAAUCUGUACUUCACUGCCACUGAAAACCAGAAAUGAAAAACAGGAACCCGUCAUGGAAACACAAUACUCUCCUGCCAGAAACUCUUUUCGUGGAAUAUUCAUGGAUUUUGAAACAGCACAUCAAAGACAAAGUAGCCAGAGUAUGGCUAGUAAGCAGAAAAAACGGAGUGCAGAGCUUCUCCCACUUAUUGAUCUGGACUUUUCAGUUAGUUUUUCUUUAUUGGAUUUGCCUCCUGUAAAUGAGUAUGACAUGUAUAUCAGGAACUAUGGUAAAAUGAACACUAAGCAGGCCUAUGUUCAGUGUAACGAGGACAAUCUUGACAGAGACAUUCAGACUGAGGAGGUUGAGACAUUGGAGAAAUGGACACAGCAUCCAGGAGAAAGUGCCCUUGUAUCUGGAGGUCCCAUAAAUGGCCAGGAGAUGUCAGCAAAUGGAGCUCAAUCGCCCAAAAUUGAUUCACUAAGAUUAGCAAAUUUCCUUCGAUCAGCAGCCCAGGUGAUUGCUGUUUUGCUAGAGGAAGAUCAAGCUGCAGCACAACCCAGAUGGAAACAAAGAUCUCAACAAACCAGUCUGUCUAUUAGUGAUAGCUGUUUCCAGUUAAAUACUAACCAACCAUUCCUCCAUGACCGGAAGAUAUCCUGCCUAUAUGUCUCUCAAGUUCAGAGGCAGGCACUGCUUUCUGUUCACGGAUUACCUGAAAAAGCAGGUGUUGCUUUACUGAACAGAAAGAGCAUCAUAUGUGUUUGGAACAUUUGGCAGCCCUCCAGUCCUCAGAAAGUUUUAAUAUGUGACUCCGAGGUCUUAUGUUGCUGCUUUAGUCCCAGUAAAACAACGUUAGUUUUUGCUGGAACAGUGGAUGGUUCAUUGUUGGUGUGGGAUCUUCGAGAAGACACAAGAAUGCAUCCUCACAUCACAUUCAGUGAAACUGAUUGGACGUUUAGGGUUCCAACGUUCUCCACUGAUGGUAUUCUAAAUUCAGUCAACCACACCUCUCCUAUACUAGCAGUGGAACCUGUCUCAACUCUGUAUGCUGAACAGAAUUAUGGUCUCGCAAGCCUCUUUCAUCAGGAGGAAAUGUCAGGCCCUCCGUUUCAGAUAGCUUCAAUGGAUGAAAAUGGAAUCCUUAACACGUGGGUAGUUGUAGAAUUACAGAAAGUGGAUUUAGCUGGUUCACAAACUGAUUUAGGCUUAAUUCCUGGAGGGAAAGUGAAGUUAGUACAUAGCUCUGCCAUGGAACUGAAUAAGAGUCUUUUCCCAAAGGAUGUGUGCCUGAGAAUGCCUCAAACACUGACAGUUAAAUUUCUGCCAUCUGAUCCAAAUCAUUUCAUUGUUGGAACAAAUGUUGGCCUGGUAGGCCGUGGUACAAGACAUGAUGUAAAAGUUCUUCCAAAGCUAUUCAGACCCCAGGAGAGUGGGAUAAGAUCAAUAAGCAUCAAUGCAAUUGAUUUCUUCCCUUAUGGAAAGCCACUCUUUUUGGUUGGCUGUUCAGAUGGAAGCAUUAGAUUGCACCAGAUGACAUCAGAGUAUCCCCUCAUGCAGUGGAAUGACAGCACAAAUGGGCAGCCAGUUAUUGCCCUGCAGUGGGCUUUAACAAGACCUGCUGUGUUUUUUGUCCUCGACGCAUCGUCUAAUAUUUACAUCUGGGAUCUUCUGGAAAGUGAUUUGUUUCCUGUGGCAAAGCAAACUAUUCCGUCAGAGAAUGUUAUAACUAUGGCUCUACUUGGAGAACCAGAAAAAACAAAUGGAUUGUUAGGAAUUGUGCUGGCCAACAACUCUGGAGAGAUAGACAUUCACUAUAUAAAGAAGAAGUGGGCAUUACCUCAGCCAGAGGAAUCUGAAAAACUCAAUUUGAUUCUGUUGCGCUCUUGUUAGAAGCAGAAAACAGUUUGGUACAAAAUAUUUCUCAUUUUUGAUGGCAUUUAAAAGAUUUGUAGCAUAACUUUGUAUAUUACUUGCAUAUAUUUUAAAUAAAAUCUGUGUAUUACUUCAGUUGAAAAUAUGAAUUUUAUUCUAAAAAUGACAGAAUCAAAUUUUGCUUAUUGUACUAAAAAAAGAUGAUCUGUAUUUUUGUGUUGAAAGAAUUUUAGAUUUGUAUAUUUUCCAAAAAUUCUUCAAAUAUAUUCCUAUUCCUAUUCCACUACUGUUUUUCGUUAUUCCGUUCAGAAGGAAAUGAUUGCAAUCCUUUGUCUAGCAAACAUAAAAUUUUCCCUCUGUGUGAGCAACCUGAAUACGUUGCAGCUUUAUCUCUGGUCUUUUACACAAUAAUGCUUGGUAAAGCUUUUUUUAUCUGCCUGAAACCACUGUGCAAACAAAUUCACACUCCACAAUGCAUUACUGCUGAUUUCAUCACGCAACCUUUGCAGAAUGAAUACCUGGAAGCUCAAGUUGUCCUGAUAGAUACACUGAAUCAGACACUGGAGGUGAUGUGCUUGGGACACUUACUGAAAUUCUAAAUCCUUUGGGAUUUCUAAUGUAAACUAACCUGUUUAAUCCUGUAAAUCAUUUUGAAGGCUCUUACAGUGAGAAAGAGGAGAGUUUUCUGUAACAUUCUACUUAUACACUGUUGGUAAAGUUUGGAACAAAAUCACCCACAGCAAAUGUCCUUAAUUUUUGUAGCCUUUCCAACUCGUCAUUUAAAGAUUAUAAAAUAAAAUGUGGUUUUAUUUUAAAAAAAAAUUUUAAAUUUUUAAAAAAGUUUUAAAUCCCCAGAGAUUUGGGGAAGAAAAUGACAAUUGAAAGAUAAUGUUUUCUGAACUUAGUGGAUGUACAUUUCUGCAAUGUACUUCAUCUUCUAAAAUAGUCUGAAACAAUUUGUAAAUUCUAAUUAAUUCAUUUCAAACUUUUUGUUUCUGUAUAAACUGUUCCUUAAAUUGAGCAAACUCAGAGUGGCCACAUGGUGGUGCCAAGCCACUGCAGUAAGAAGUGAGUGCCUUAGAUAAUCAACAAUAUCCCACUCUAAGACUGAACUUCUAUUCUUUUACACAUUCUCUUCUCCUCAAAAACAAGAUGGAAUCAUGGGAUCACCAAGGUUGGAGAAGACCUUUGAGAUCAUCCAGUCCAACUGUCCACCUAUCACCAGUAUUUCUCACUAAACUCUGCUCCUCACUAUAGCAUCUAAAUGUUCCUGGGUCACCUCCAGGGCUGGUCACCCCACCACCUCCCUGUGCAGCCCAUUCCAGUGCCUGACCACUCAGAGAGCUGCAGGGCAGAGCCUGGUGAAGUACAGGUGUGGAGUAUAAUAUAGUUCAGAGAUCUGUGUUCAGCCAUAGCUUUGCUAACGGGCACGAAAAAGAGCGACUUCUCAUAUUCAUUGUGGGGUUUCUCCAGUAACCUAUUUGUCAUGCAGGAGCAUCUCAGCAGUAGUUGCUUUGCUUUUCUUCCUUUCAAAUGUACUUUCAUGUAAGCAUUUUUGUCCAUGAGUCAGAAAAGUAGCAAGUAUUGGUAUGCUGCAAUGCAAGAAAAGCAUUCUAUGCAUAAGGGCUUGUAAAAUUGUUUCAAGCAAAACAGUACUUAAUUUUCCAUCCACCUCUUCUAAUGAUUGUGAAGUUAAUAUUGCUACCAUAACUUACUGGAUUUUUCUUAAGUCUCAGAAGCAAGCAAAAUUGCAAGUAAUUAGAAAUGAAAAGCUUAGCUGGAAGAAGCCCACUGUUAAUUCCUAGGUGUGUUCAUAUCCAUAGCAUUUUUCUUGGCAGUUUUGGUGUAUGUACAUAUACAAACACAUUCUACUGAACAAUCUUUAUUUAGGAGGUAAAUACUGCUGUUGUGAAACAUUUAAAAUGCUCUCAAUAAUAAAUAUGUGUGUUUCACCUUUGGGCAAUUUUGGAAUACGUAUUUUUCACAGAAUCAACUGUGGUUAAAAUGCACUGACUCAUAUAAUAGAAACUUAACGCUCAAAUGCCAUAAAAGCCAAAUCACUAUCCGCUCAUAUUAGUAACUAUUAUAAAGUAUCACCUCUAGAUCAUAAGCCAGCAAUCCUGACAGCAAAGCUGAAAUAUUUUAAAUAUGCAAAAUGCCAGAAAGUUUUGGACAAAGUUCUGCUUUUAUUUUCCACUUUAUGAACAUGCUUUGAAAGCUUUUUCUAUUUAGAACAUAAAUAUUAAUAGUGUUUUUAUUGGAUUUUGUCAUCUCACAGAUGGGAAAAUUAAGUUUUCAGUAGCUAAAUAAGUUAACAGGAACAGAAUUCUUGAAUCAGAUGGCUCAUUUCUUACAACUGUUUUAAAAUGCUAUUAUUAAUCUGUCAGCCUAUAUUUGCUGUCAAGAUUGGGAGAACAGGAAUAGCAUGACUCUGCUUUUGUACCAGAAUAUUUAUUUCUAAUUGCACUGAAUGUGACCAUCCUACCAAAUACA